AUGGUGACUCCUUUUAUGUUUAUCGGAGCUAAUCUUUUGCUCUUUUUGCCGUUUACUAUUUCGCCGGCAGUACCUGACAGCAUUCAUCAAUUCGAUUCAAUCACUGAUGGCAAAACCUUGGUUUCAAGAGGGGGAAUCUUUGAGCUGGGUUUCUUCAGUCCAGGCAAUUCCAGUAAUAGCUAUUUGGGAAUUUGGUACAAGAACAUCCCUGUCAGAACUGUUGUUUGGGUUGCAAACCGAUGCAGUCCAAUUGUUGACUCAUCUGGUCUCUUCACCAUAAACAGCACAGGCAAUCUUGUAAUAUUGGGUCAGAAUAGGAGUGUGGUUUGGUCGACAAUCUCGGUAAAUUUAAAGCGACAUCUGAAUCCAUUGGUACAGAUCCUAGACUCUGGAAAUCUUGUCAUAAGAGAGGAGAAAGAUGAAAAUCCAGAAGCUUAUCUGUGGCAAAGCUUUGAUUAUCCAUCUGAUACAUUGUUACCAGACAUGAAGAUGGGAUGGAACUUAAGGACAGGUCUUAAAAGGGGUCUAUCAGCAUGGAGGAGUCCAGAUGAUCCAUGUCUUGGGAAUUUCACUUAUGGGAUUGAACUAGGACCUCUUACAUAUCCUGAAGGAUAUAUCAGGAAAGGCAAUGCAAAGUACUAUCGUACGAUUCGAUGGGAUGAUUUUAGAUUCAGUGAUUCACCAGGACUGCCUCUUUAUGAUUUUUACUUUGUUAUUAACGAUGAUGAAGUGUAUUAUAUGUACAGCCUCGUGAAUAACUCUCUCCUAGCAAGAAUGGUUCUGAACCAAACAUACAGUUUGAGCAACCAUUCUGUAUGGAUUGAAGCAAAAUGA
Messenger RNA from Ziziphus jujuba (common jujube), 834 nucleotides. RefSeq names its product G-type lectin S-receptor-like serine/threonine-protein kinase At4g27290. Lineage: Eukaryota; Viridiplantae; Streptophyta; Magnoliopsida; Rosales; Rhamnaceae. The transcript has a single exon. The record is from RefSeq and is a predicted model, not a curated record. Bases 1 to 834 code for a protein of 277 amino acids.